AUGAAUGUCGAGUUACAAACUGCCUUCGCGAAACAAGCGAGGACGGUCUUGGACACUCUCCCCAAGAUAGCCGGCAACGGCACGCUGACUCCACCACAGUGGAAGAAGGAGCGGCAUCUGCCGCCCAAGUAUGUAGUGGCAGCGUUAAAUCGACGUUUCCCUGACGCCCCGAUAUGCCGGCCCGCAGACAGCCCGGAGAAGCGCGCCGCUGCGGCGAUGAAAGCGGCGAAAGUGACACCAGCGAUGAGUACCCGGGUCGAGAACGGAGCGAUCAUUGAUGUGCUUUUGAAGGAGUUGGUCAUGGCCGUUUUCGCGACGACACAAGUUGUGUUUGCUCUCUACGUGCACGAGGUGGUGACAACCCCCAGCGGGGCGAAGGGAGUCAGGAUGAUCUGUCCAGGAUGCAAAUCGAAUUCGGAAGUGAAACCUCCUGGAGUAUCAGGGCAUGACUUCCCAAAUGCGGGUGCUCAAAAGGCAAGCAGAACGUUUGCGGGUACCCUCUCGUCUUGGAAAGUGCCAAGAAGGUGGCCAACAAAAAAAGUGGUCAUUGCGGAUGACGGGUGGGACGAGGCCACCAGCCGCGAGCAUUGCCCAAACGGCGCUUCCUUUAUCACAAUGGACGACAGGAUCCUGGUCGCAGGCGAGCAAGGCCGAGAGCUACGAGAAAUUCAUUGGUGCAUCCGGUUUCGCGUUCUGUCGUCAUCCACAGGACAAGGGGCACAUGCAACGCGAAUCCACUCGCAGUGUGAGGGGCAGUUCCUGUGCAUGGAUGGCACGUGGCGCAUCGGUUUGAGGGUCAUUGAUUCUCCGGACUGCCUAUGUUUCCUGUUGGGGGAGGACGCCAAGGUUCACUCGUACGGAGCUGUGCAAAGCGAAAGGAAGGAGGAAAUAUACCUCCUUCUGAACAGGUACGCGGAGAGACGGAGGAGGAACGGCACGCUGCUCGCUCUGGAGUGGGUGUACGACGACCUCUGCUGCAGAGGGGCUGAUGAUGUCACCAAGGGGUAGAUACGAUAGUCAGGACGUCCUCUGCUUCGACUUCUACUUCGACACCGCCGCCGGCAUCGAAGCGCGCCAGAGGGGACAGAGAUAGAGCGAGUGAAAGAGUCGCUAGCGGGGUGCCUUUGAAGCUUGAACAGAUCAGCACCCUCAUGGACGCAGUCGCGAUCGCCUACAUGAAAGCCUGCAGGGCUGAAGUUGACAGGCAACGUUGCACUCAAGCAGAAGAAACUAUCGGACUUUUUCGAAAGCAACAAUAUUUCAGAGUACAGGUACUCUCCUUCAAGGCCUGAGACCUCGCCCGCGCCCGCUGUAGGACCCGCCAGUGGGCACUUGUCAAUCUGAGGGUUGGGGACUCGAAAUAUCUGCUGGUGUUGAGUUGUUGUAGAUGUAUUUAUCGGCGGGCCCUGCUCUUUCUCCACCUUUGAUCCACACAAAAAAGUAUUCUUUAUGAUGCCAUGCGUUGACCGUCAAGGCUGACGGCUCUGUCCUCCUCUAUGCGUUUUGUUGUCGGGCGUAUGUGUUUGCCUCCUGCGUGGGAGACGGGAUAGAUAUUCCGUUCGUCUCGUCCCGCGCGACCGGUACGCAUGGAGUAGAACUUUUGUUUUCGCCACGGCGAGCACGGAUUGAAGAAACAAG
Ectocarpus sp. CCAP 1310/34 is the source of this 1638-nucleotide messenger RNA. NCBI's taxonomy places the organism in Eukaryota, Phaeophyceae, Ectocarpales, Ectocarpaceae. The record is from the annotation of a GenBank genome assembly.